AUGACCGGCUGGAAACGUCUAAAUGUCGGCGUCAUUGGAGGCGGAAUCGGUGGCAUGUCCGUUGCCAUCGCCCUCCGCCGCGCAGGCCACGACGUGACCAUCUACGAGAAAUCUGAUUUCGCCGGUGAAGUAGGCGCAUCUGUUUCCUGCGCUGCGAACGGUACCCGCUGGCUGCAUGAAUGGGGGGUUGACAUUGCCAAGGGUGACCCGGUGGUUUUGAAGAAAUUGAUUAAUCGGGACUGGAAGACGGGUGAACCCGUUAGUGUGUAUGAUUUGGAUGAUUAUGAGAAGCGGUGGGGGUAUGUGUACAACAUGUUUCAUCGGCAGUAUAUGCAUUCUAUGUUGAAGGAUUCUGCGUUGGGGGAGGAAGGUGAAGGGUCGCCUGCGAAAUUGGUGGUUAAUCAUCGGUGCCGUGAUAUCGAUAUGAAGACUAGCACGGUCAUCUUCGAAAACGGAGUCACCAUACACCACGAUCUAAUCGUCGGAGCUGAUGGUAUCGGCUCUGCCGUGCGAGGUAUCCUGGGUAUCAAACCCGAGAAGCGUCCCUCCGAGUCCAGCUGCCUCCAUGCCAACGUCGACACCGACGAAGCCGUCCGACUAGGUCUAGUCGACUACUCCCAAGACAGCGCCCUAGAAUACUGGGGCGGCCAAGAAGGCAAAUGGGAUAAGAUCGUGCUCUCCCCCUGCAACGGCGGCAAACUCCUCUCCUAUUACUGCUUCUUCCCCCGCGAACAAGGCGAUUACUCAACCCAAGCCUGGGGCUCGGAGAGUCGACCCGUCGAGGAACUCCUCAAGCCUUACCCUCAACUAGACCGUCAGGUUUUCAAGCACUUGUCUAUCGGCAAGGAGAUUCAGCCAUGGCGGUUGUGGGUGCACGAUCCUUAUCCGUAUAUUCACCAGGCGAACGUCUGUCUGUUGGGUGAUGCGGGACACCCGAUGAUGCCUCAUCAAAGUCAGGGUGCGUGCAUGGCUAUCGAGGAUGCGGCCGCGCUGGGAAUUCUCUUCAAUAAGAAGUAUUUCAACGGUGACGUUGCACAGUCCCUGGCUGCUUAUGAGAAGGUGCGCUUGCCUCGUGCUACGCGAGUGCAGGCUGCGGCUGCCAAGGCGGCGUAUAACAUUAACGAGAGAAUUGGAUUCUCCGUGAACAAGGAUACUCCUACCUACAAGGUUGAGGAUCCGAAGAAGGUCCUGACGAUUGAAGAGAUGAACUCAUACGACAUGUACCGCGAUAUCGAAGAGAAACUCGCGACUAUCCGCGGAGUCAACUACACGGACAAGUUCGUCUGCGGACUCCCCGUGGGCUUGGAACUGCCAAAUGGGAUUAUUGUCGGAGCAGCAGCAUGA
Messenger RNA from Penicillium cataractarum, 1344 nucleotides. RefSeq names its product FAD-dependent oxidoreductase. The record is from RefSeq and is a predicted model, not a curated record. The coding region runs from base 1 to 1344 and encodes 447 amino acids. The transcript has 4 exons. NCBI's taxonomy places the organism in Eukaryota, Fungi, Ascomycota, Eurotiomycetes, Eurotiales, Aspergillaceae. Gene Ontology annotation, molecular function: monooxygenase activity; FAD binding.